Molecule: messenger RNA, 1201 nt
Organism: Stylophora pistillata
Lineage: Eukaryota; Metazoa; Cnidaria; Anthozoa; Scleractinia; Pocilloporidae
Source: RefSeq, a predicted model, not a curated record
UGUUUCAGUUUAGGGUCAGCUAUAUUUUAUCUCAUCAUAGUCAAGUGGUGCUGACGUUACCAUGACAACUUGUGUGGAGAUACGCCAGCCACUGUUACAACCAUCAGCCGAUUGCUACUGGCAUUUUUUCCCUGACCGACAAAGACAAAGACAUCCAUUUUAUGUAAAACUCUUAGCAAUGGCUUUCAGCUUUUUGUUGCUUUGGGAACUAAUUGGAGCAUUUUUGUACAUGGUUCGUGAUGUUGCUUGCUUCAGGGACCAAUCCACCGCAUAUCGUUGCGAAAAAGACGAAGCUUUCCCUUAUUCAGAAGAUAUCACAAUGACGUGGCUGGCCUCCCUAUGUAUUUUCACGGCUAUCUGUAUAGCUGCACUUCGGAUAGUUCCACAGUUCCCUGGUUACAAGGCAAUCUUACAUCAGCUCAAAUAUGUUCCUUCAUUUUGGACUUUAAUAAUCCUCUUGGGUGUCGCCUUGUUUCGAUAUGUCAAGCUAUUAAUUUCUAUCAAAUCUCUGUCAUCUUGGGUCGUAAUUUUUUCCUUGAAAGUAAGUUACAUUCUCAGAACUUUGGUUGUAGGAUUUUUAAAUUACACUAGACUGGACUCCUUAAAGCAGAAAUAUCCCACUUACGUUUUCAUUUUAUCUAAAGUAACGGUGUUGGUAUUUUUUAUUGUUACUUUCGUCAAUCUAAUGGCGACCCUUUUGGCUCUGAGUGUUGAAAUCCGCGAGAUGCAUAAAACAGAUCGAGCUAAGAACUCGCUCGAUUUGGAUACCAUAAACGAACUGCUGGAGGUCUUUGGCACGACUACUUUUAGAAUUAAGUUAAUGAAAUUCUUUUGGGAAAAGUUUUUUAUUGACGACAGGAAGAUUCUUUGCUUUCAUAUGCCUUUGGAAUGACCUAGAAAAUGAAGAUCUAAGAAUCUUACUUUCGUCCCUAGGCUCACUCUGAUCACAUGACCUGCGCACUGAAAUGACUGUGCUCCAUCUGAGCGAAGAAAGAUUUUGCCAUUUUUUCUUUUACAAUUUAUUCAAGUGUGAUUUGUUGUUAAGAAUGACCUCUUCUGUAGAUAAUUUUUUUAGCGAUCCUACACCGUUCGAAUUUUCAAAUGGUUCAUAAUUAAAACCUUUGAAAAGUUUGAGGUAAUAAAUUUGUAGAAUUUACUACCUUGUUUCAAAUUUCAAUGUUGAAAUAGUGCAACAUUUCAA